UCUGAUGGCGGUUGAAAUUUAAAAUUGUUGCGUCGUUAGAUGGUUGUUUGUGGAUUAGAAAGCGGUAUGGCUGCGUCACUUGUUGCUCAAUAUGAUGAUUUAAUAAGGUGCACUAAUGUGAUAACAGGAGGAGGCUGUGAGCCAGAGUUCAUCAAAUUUGUGUUAAACCAAGAAGAAUGUCGGAAACGAUGGCUGGCAUCGGAACAAGAAUGCAAACGUCUUCGCUUAGAAUUGGAAAAGCUGAACGCAGUGAAGGAGAACCUAGAGAUGAAUUUAAGCAUGGCACGCCGAAUUGUUGACAUGGAAAAGAAAAAGCGACGCCAAGCGGAAGAAGAGCGGGACUCAUUGGAGAAGCAGAUUGGUCUGGUGAGAGAGGUAGUAUUCAUAGAAAACAGAAUAAAUGAUGAAACAAAGGAAAGACUUGCAUUCUUAAAUAACACUGCCAGCCGCAGUCGUGUCAGCAUAGGGAGACAAGAUACUAACAUCCUUGAAGCACAGAGACUCAGUGCAAUAAAAGAAGACUGUGAUACUACAGGUUCGCUGCUAUCGGAUUUAAGUUACUCCCGGUCUGAAGAUGACCUUGAUGUGGACGUGGUCCGUACUAUUAGAUCUUGGAGAAAGCAUCGUCCUUCCAUAACUGUAGAUGAGGUGGAAGAUCAUGUGCCAAAGCGCCGUAGAAAAUCAAAUAGGGCUAUUGAGAUUGAUGGUGUGGAGGCAGGACCUGAUGAACACCUUGUUGCGACAACUACUUUCAAAAUGGCGCGUGAUGGUCCCAUAUCUGCAACUUCCAGAAUUGAGGCUGUACCAUCAUCUGAAACCAAAAGUUCAUUUUCAACACCAGUUGUGCCACCUCUAAAAAAUGUUGUAGCAUCAGCUCCACCAAAACCGACAGACUUGUCUUCUGAUACAGAUGAUUCAUUGACACCAAAAACCAGUCGCAAGCAAUCCAUACAACCGAGUCCUCAUGUUGGUGGAUUUAAUUUUGGUGCUGAUAAAAUUAUUAAUAACAGGCCUCAUGCAUUUUGCUCAAAGACAAUUAUUCGCCCAGAGAUGUGCGAACCUUGCAGUAAAAAAAUCAAAUUUGGUAAAAUAGCACUCAAGUGUCGUGACUGCAGAGGAGUUUGCCAUCUGACUUGUAAAGAUAAUCUUCCAUUGCCGUGUGUACCAGUUACGAACACACCUACAGGGAAAGGUUUUAUUGGCUCCAUUGCGGAUUUCGCGCCACCAACACCACCGAUGAUACCAGCUCUCAUUCUGCAUUGUGUGAAGGAAGUGGAAGCAAGGGGAUUGAAUGAAGUUGGACUCUACCGUGUUCCUGGUUCUGAUAGAGAUGUUCGAAUGCUAAGGGAGAAAUUCUUACGUGCACGAGGUGUCCCAAACCUUUCUGGGGUUGAAAUUCCUGUUAUCUGUGGGACAAUAAAGGAUUUUCUACGUUCAUUGAAGGAACCACUUGUAACCUACUCUCUGUGGCCAGAAUUUAUUCGGACUGUGGAUAUAAAAGAUCUCACAGAAAGAAACUCAGCAUUAUAUCAACUUAUUUCAGAAUUGCCACAGCCCAACAGAGAUACACUGGCAUUUAUGAUUCUGCACCUUCAAAAAGUGUCAGAGUGCCCAGAGUGCAAAAUGCCUGCAUCAAAUCUUGCCAAGGUAUUUGGUCCUACGUUAAUUGGUUUCUCUUCUCAAGAACCGGAACCAAUGGCAGUGAUGACAGAAUCAAAGCAGCUAGUUCCAGUUGUUGAAAAUUUGAUGAGUUUACCUUCAGAAUACUGGGCACAUUUUGUGAAUAAUAAUUCAACACCAAUUAGUUCUCGAUCUGACACACUUUUUGCUACACCGUCAGCUACAUCAUUAAAAUGGCAGCAUUCAGGUUCUUCAACAAGGAGGUUCUUUAAUACUCCACAUGGAGGCAACAGGCCAUUUGGAGGCAAAAAAUUCUUCACGGACUCGCCCAUGCAGAAGGAGUAGGAGGCAGAAGGAAUAUAGCUCCUUGUUCUGAAAUGUGUAACAAAGUGUACAAACUUUAAUUUUAAUGAAGUAAAUGUUAUUACACCAAACA
This is a messenger RNA of Schistocerca americana (American grasshopper), 2056 nucleotides long. RefSeq names its product rac GTPase-activating protein 1 (gene tum). The transcript is spliced from 12 exons. Gene Ontology annotation, biological process: signal transduction. NCBI's taxonomy places the organism in Eukaryota, Metazoa, Arthropoda, Insecta, Orthoptera, Acrididae. The coding region runs from base 40 to 1965 and encodes 641 amino acids. The record is from RefSeq and is a predicted model, not a curated record.